AUGGCUUCUUCUAACCCUAACGACAAAAACAACAUCUCAGCAUAUGGGUCAUCAUCAUCAGUGGCGGUAGGGUACGACUCGAGCACAACACCCAACACCACCUUUGUCCAAGCGGACCCAUCAACCUUCCGAGCUGUAGUCCAGAGACUCACUGGUGUAACCCAAGACCCGUCAACCCAAAAGCUUCCAGUCACCGUUCCGGCACGCCAAUCCGGAAAACCCAACACCGGCGAGAUGGGUCCUAGGAGACCAGCCUUUAAGCUUCAUGAACGCAGGCAGAGUGCAAGCAAGCUCGAGAUCAAGCUCAACAAUGGUGGUGGUGUUUCAGUUGGGUCUGGUGGGUCAACCCCAAGUUCAGCUAGGCAAAGGAGCUUUGUAGGGUUUGGUGGAGAGAUGGUUAUGGUUUCACCUGUGUCACCUUUUGAUCUGUUGGCACGUGGGAGUCCAAGAACGCCAAGGUCACCUAUGGAGGAAGAAGAAAGAGCCAUUGCAGAGAAAGGUUUUUACUUGCACCCGAGUCCGCUCAGUACACCCAGAGGGUCUGACCCACCAGAGCUCUUACCCUUGUUUCCUCUUCACUCACCCAGAGACGGUUCAUCUUCAUCUUCUUAG
This is a messenger RNA of Ilex paraguariensis (yerba mate), 612 nucleotides long. The record is from the annotation of a GenBank genome assembly. NCBI's taxonomy places the organism in Eukaryota, Viridiplantae, Streptophyta, Magnoliopsida, Aquifoliales, Aquifoliaceae.